This is a messenger RNA of Trichophyton benhamiae CBS 112371, 990 nucleotides long. RefSeq lists its product as uncharacterized. The record is from RefSeq and is a predicted model, not a curated record. The transcript is spliced from 2 exons. NCBI's taxonomy places the organism in Eukaryota, Fungi, Ascomycota, Eurotiomycetes, Onygenales, Arthrodermataceae. Bases 1 to 990 code for a protein of 329 amino acids.
AUGGCAUUCGUGAAUAUGCUUGGUGUUAUUGCUGGGAGCCUGGGUAUCAUCUCCUUUGGGCUGGACAGGUUCGGUGGCGAAGGCUCGCACUCCGGCUCGACAAUCAAAGUCGCCGUUGCCCUCGACGGUCCGCAAUUGUCCAACUCUGCAGGUGACCUUCCCGAUGUGCGCGUUUGGAACGAGGUUGGAAAGUUCGUUGGUAUUACUGUCGACCCCGGAAGGGUAGAAGCAGGGAACAUUGGUGAAAUCAAAGUUCAGCAUGACAAUCAGGGGGUGUAUACCUUAUUUUCGGCCAACGAUGAUGCAGUGUGUAUUGCCUGGGUGUCAACCACCUGGACAGAUGACCGCGGAGGCAACAAGUAUGCAGUCACUGGUGACUUCAGCGAGCCCUGUGGUGGUGCCUGGUUCCCAAGCAACUUAUACAUCAGUGACAAGAAGGACCAUCAGCCCAAUUGCUUCUGGAUCGACAAAAAUGGGGACCAGCCGAAGACUGGGUUCCAGGUGCGAUGGCCUGCGUAUUCUGAAGACCAGUUUGAGGGGAAUAGCAAGGAUCCAAAGAGACUGUGCAAUAACGUUGACUUCGGGCUGCGCGAGGAAAAUGAUCCCAGUUCAAUCAACUACUAUCCCAAGAAAAAACGAGACGAACAUCCCCGGGCUCGUCGUUCUACCAUCCGUCGCCCUGGGUGGGCUAAUUCCGAACUCGUUAUUAGCGACUCCAAGCAUCACUCGGCCAGGCGACUUUGCAUGUCCAGCUCAUCCAUGGGUCCUGACUUUGCACAUACCGAAGAGGGUCUCUUCUGCGAUAUGGAUGCUAAGGUAUUAUAUGCCUUCUGCGCAGAUAUUGAAGAAAAAUCUGCCUGCUUUGACCUGAAGCGGCAGAGAAUUGUCGCUCAUGAAGAAGCAACGGGAGUCAAUGCAACUUCUACCAACCAUGGUUCAGCCCGAUACUCUCGCAUUCGCGACUGGCGCACCAACAGCACUGUGGCAUAG